Messenger RNA from Plasmodium relictum, 720 nucleotides. Its product is annotated as conserved Plasmodium protein, unknown function. The record is from RefSeq and is a predicted model, not a curated record. The coding region runs from base 1 to 720 and encodes 239 amino acids. Lineage: Eukaryota; Apicomplexa; Aconoidasida; Haemosporida; Plasmodiidae. The transcript has 2 exons.
AUGUGUGAUAAAAAUUUUCAUUUAAUUAAAGAUUUAAAGCCGUUUCUGAGCAAUUUAUCAAUACAAUGCUUAAUAAUUAAAUAUAUAGACGAUCCACCAGAUCAUAUAAAUAAUAUUAUUAAAUAUCAUUAUCAAAUAGCAGAUAUAAGUGGAUCUGUAAUACUGUGUAUUCCUCACACAUUUAUACAAGAAGAAUUAAACAAAAAUAAUAUUGACAUUUUAGGUGAUGAUAUGGAAGAUUUGGUUGAUUCUUAUAAUAACAUCAAUUUAAAUAUUAAUGAAAAUCAAAUGAAUAUAAAUGAAAAAAAGUAUAUAUACGAUAUAAAUAAAAAAUCAAAUAAUUCUAAAACAUUAAAAUAUUUUUUCAAAGUUGGAGAUAUAUUAAAUAUAUAUGGAGCUGUAACAACUUGGUCCAUGGGUAAAAUGGUAAUAAUGCCUAAUACAAGAAUAAAAAAAAAUAGUUAUGAAAUAAAAGGAUCAAUCUAUAAAGUUGGUUUUUUUAAUAUGAACAUUAAUACUGAACCUAAUGUAAGUAAUUUAAUUACAUCAACAACAGAGAAAAAGUAUCAAAUAGAAGAAAACAUAUCGAAUAAUUCAAAUAGAAAUUAUAAUAUAAGCAAAAAUACAGAAAAAAAUAAUUAUAUAGGAGAUUUUCCAGGUAAUAGUAAAGUUAGUAAAUAUGAUAUCAUUCCUUUAUUAGAUGAUAAAAAUAUAUUAUAG